ACUGUCAGUGUCUAACGCGACGGCGUGGUGGUAGCACGCGACCACGCAGCAGUCGCAAACACCCGCGAUGCAGCGAUGCACCUUCGCAAACCGUUCAUUGUUCUUAAAUACGAUUUUGUGAGAUCUGUACUGGACUUUUAUGAUUUUGUGUUCUGUUUUUAAAUUUUUAAAUCGUUUGUUUCGUGAUUUGUGUUUCGAGAUUUGAACGUGUGUAGUGCAGAUGGCAAAGAAAAUGAAACGACUAAUCCUAAGGACGUUUGUAAUGUUACUAUGGACGAUAGUGCGCGGCGGCGACGGCUACAGUUGUCCAUACGGCCAGAACUGCGCGUUCGAGCCCGCUCCUCCGGGGAGAUCGCCGCCCUGCGCCCAGCCUGGCCUCACCUACUGCCUUCAUCCUGAACCUUACCCUGAGAAAGUAAUUCGGCAGCUAAUCGACGCUGGGCAGUACGACAUUAGGACCUUACUCUCAGACGAGAGCCGUGACGACUUCACCACCACCAAGAAGACGGACUAUCCCUACGACUACGGGCCCAACUCUCUCCCUCAUGUUGAUCAGAUAUCGCUCGUAAACGAUGGCGUCUAUACAAAAAACUUCAACACCAAGUUCCACACCAGAUAUAAUCAUGAUACAUACUCGCACAAGACACCGCUGCAGCCGCCGUCGCCAGUCGACCCUUCACCCUACAACAUCAACGCUUUCCAAUCGGCAAAUUUCUCCAAGUUUGGCUUCCACGGCUACUCCCCUAACGGGUACUGGAACCCUCGCCAGCAAGACGUGGACUAUGAGAAGAAGUUCAGAAACCCUGGACAGGGGACUUAUGGACAGGAUUUCUUUAACACGCCAAACUUUUACCCGAACUAUGAGGCUAAUGAAUGGUUCAGACAAGCUUCGAGCGGCGUUACCCAGUACAAUCCCAAUGAGUGGUGGAAAUACGUGUCUCCAUCCAGAGCUGACGUGACAGUGGAACGGUCGGUGACAUUCCCGACGCGUACGACCACGCUGCGCAAGAGGAGAAAGCGCAACGCUGUCCUGCAGAAGGAGGCCGCAGCCAAGCCCCUCACCGGCGCUGAGGCUUUAAGGAUAGCCUUAGGGAUGGCCAGCGCAGAAACAUCGGCCGAACGUCCUCGGCGCCAAGCCGCGGCCGCCGAAGAGCUGUGCAGAGUGCGCACCGAGUUCAUCACUCCGCGCGCCGCUCUUAACAACAAAGGGAACUGGAAGUACGUCGUCAACAUGCCCGAUAAUAUGACGCAGCUGGUACGCGCCGAGAUUUGCGCGUCAACAACUUGCAGUGGCUUGUGCACCAUUCCAGCAGGAUACUCAUCCCGUUGCGAACAAAAAUACAUACAAAAACGUCUGGUGGCUCUGGAAUCCAGCGGACAAAACCUAUAUACCGAUGUUUUUUGGAUUCCUAGCUGUUGCCAAUGUAGUAUUACACCUAAUUAAUUAUAAUAUAAAUAAAUGCCUCUUUGUGAUUUAUUUUUACGCUGCUAAUACCACUCGCUUUUGCUAUCUGCCGCUAGAUGGCGUAGUUACCACGUUCGUCAGUCACUGCCUUUUAUUUAAGUUAAUUUUAAUUUCAACAAUCAUGACACUUUAUCGAAUUUUAUGCUCUAAUAUCUCUUGCAUUAGGAAUAAAAUAAAAACAUAAACGUAGAUGCUAUUAUCGUAAAGGCAGAGUAUUAUAAAAUUAUGAUUAACAAUGUUUCUAUAGUUAUAAUAUUAAGAUAG
Manduca sexta (tobacco hornworm) is the source of this 1729-nucleotide messenger RNA. It is a transcript of the gene spz5, whose product is annotated as protein spaetzle 5. The transcript has 8 exons. Gene Ontology annotation, cellular component: extracellular region. Gene Ontology annotation, molecular function: growth factor activity; Toll binding. The record is from RefSeq and is a predicted model, not a curated record. The coding region runs from base 221 to 1444 and encodes 407 amino acids. Gene Ontology annotation, biological process: innate immune response; regulation of Toll signaling pathway; central nervous system formation. NCBI's taxonomy places the organism in Eukaryota, Metazoa, Arthropoda, Insecta, Lepidoptera, Sphingidae.